Messenger RNA from Hibiscus syriacus, 1364 nucleotides. RefSeq names its product transcription factor bHLH30-like. Gene Ontology annotation, biological process: regulation of DNA-templated transcription. The transcript is spliced from 2 exons. Lineage: Eukaryota; Viridiplantae; Streptophyta; Magnoliopsida; Malvales; Malvaceae. Bases 487 to 1287 code for a protein of 266 amino acids. Gene Ontology annotation, molecular function: DNA-binding transcription factor activity; protein dimerization activity. The record is from RefSeq and is a predicted model, not a curated record.
UUCUCCUCCUCCUCUUCUUCUUCUUCCCUCUGUUACUUGGAUUUGGUUCGAAAACGCAGUUUCAUUUGUAUUUUCUGUCUAUUUCCAUUGAGUAUUCAUCGAAAACAAAUAAAUUUUUUUGUUUUUUUGACGUUCGAAGCCUCAAACCUCUCAAAAGAUUCACACAUAUCUCGAAGAAAUGGACGAAUUCAAGACCAUCGAGAAGAAAACGUGGAUGUUUUCUUUGUAAUCUUUUCAUCUGUUUUGAAACUAUCUCCCCCUAGAAUUGUCCUCUUGCGUUAUGGAAGCCAUUGCACUGAUCAUCAACAACAACAACAACAAGAAAGUCGUUAACCAUCAAAACUUCCCUCUCCACAAGCUCUCCUUCUGGUUCGCUCCCACCACACGUCCACCCGGUCUACUCUCUUUCACCUCCGGCUCGUAAACAACAAAUCCAAACUCGUAUACUACUUAGAUUUGUUACCCCUUUCUUUUUGGGUGUCUUACAUGGCUGCUUACUCUUUCAACAAUAACUUUUCGUUUGAGAAUUGUUGUGCUGGUUUUCUUGAUCCGUUUUCGCGUGAUUUGAGACCGUGCGAUGGGAUUUCCCAUGGCGGGUCUUUGUCGGUGGCGGCGGCGACUGUCUCGCAGUCGUUAGUGUUGGACACUGAGAAAGGAGAGCUGGUGAAGACGCCGGUGAAGGCUGGGAAGAAAAGCGUGCCGGAAGAGAAAGUUAUAGCGGCUUUGAAGAGCCAUAGCGAGGCUGAGAGGAGAAGAAGAGAAAGGAUCAAUGCUCAUCUUGAUACGCUUCGUACUCUCUUGCCCAACAGAGAAAAGAUGGAUAAGGCCACAUUACUUGGUGAAGUAGUUGCACAAGUGAAACAACUGAAGAAGAACGCAACUGAAGCCAGCAAAGGGUUUCUUGUUCCAAUGGAUGAUGAUGAGGUCAGAGUUGAUGCAUGUGAUGAUGAAGCCAUGGGGACUUAUUGUUUCAAGGCAUCGAUCUGUUGCGAUUAUAGACCCGAACUCCUGACCGAUCUACGACAAGCUCUCGAUGCCCUUCCGGUUAAGAUGGUGAAGGUGGAGAUAUCGACUUUGGGAAGUCGUCUGAGGAACGAUUUCGUUUUUACCGGCUGCCGAACAGCGUGUGCAGCUGAGGCAAGGGAAUAUCUAGCACGUUCUAUUCGUCAGGCCAUGAACUCUGUCCUGGAGAAGGCUUCUAUCUCGGCUGAAUACUCGUUGUACUCGGCAUUUCCGAAGAAGAGGCAAAGGCUCUCGUACUUUGAUUCUUCAAGCUCAUCCUCAUGAAAGAAAGAUUAGCCUUGCUUCGUUUGUGUCAAUCCACUGCGACAUGCAUCUCUUUUAUUUGCUAAGAAACAUGUUAU